UUCUCAUUCGAUAUAUGAUUGCCGCUACAAAUUGGAAUGUGGAAAAUGGACUCGCCGGUAGUGGACGGUGGAUCGCGUGGCCACAUCCUGGCCAUGGUGGUGCGGGUGUGCGCGGUGACGGCGAUUACCUACUACAGUGCCAAGUGGAUGCUCGGUGCCUUGGAUCCGAAUAGUAAGGUGCGCAAGAGGGCCAAGCAGGUGGCGGAGCAGCAGUUGCGGAAGCUCAACUCCUCGGCGGCUCAGAAGUUUCGAGCCCGCGACUUCAACGAACACGAAGUGAUGAUCGCCUCGCAUCUGGUGACCCCCGAGGACAUCGAUGUCAGUUGGUCGGACAUAGCCGGACUGGACGCGGUGAUCCAGGAGCUGCGGGAGACGGUGGUGCUGCCGGUGCGCCAUCGCGAACUCUUCCGGCGAUCGCAGCUUUGGCGGGCCCCAAAAGGAGUCCUUUUGCAUGGUCCUCCGGGCUGUGGCAAGACCCUGAUAGCCAAGGCCAUUGCCAAGGACGCCGGGAUGCGCUUUAUCAACCUGGAUGUGGCCGUGCUAACGGAUAAGUGGUAUGGCGAGAGCCAAAAGCUGGCCACUGCCGUCUUUACACUGGCCCAAAAACUGCAACCCUGCAUCAUUUUCAUCGACGAAAUCGAAUCGUUUUUAAGGAUGCGCGGCAGUGGCGAUCACGAGGCCACCGCCAUGAUGAAGACCCAGUUUAUGCUGCAGUGGGAUGGCCUGAUGAGCAGUGCCAAUAGCUGUGUCCUCGUCCUGGGGGCCACCAAUCGACCGCAGGAUCUGGACAGGGCCAUCCUGCGUCGCAUGCCAGCGCAAUUUCAUAUUGGAGUGCCUCACGACUCCCAGCGACAGGCCAUCCUGCAGCUGAUCCUUCAGAGCGAACAGCUGAAUCCUUCGGUUGACCUCAAGGAGUUGGCCCGUUUGACGCCGGGAUUUUCGGGUUCCGAUCUGAGGGAACUGUGUCGACAUGCCUCCAUGUACCGAAUGCGUUUGUUUAUGCGCGAAAAGCUGGGAGAGGGAAAUUUGGCGAAGGAGGAGUUUCAGUGGGACUUCGAGUCGAAGGAUCAGCAGGGCCUGCAGGACUGCCAGCAACUGGAGAUCCACAUGGAUGAUCUACUCAAGUCGCUGACCGCGAUGAAGGUCUCCAAGUUUCAGGCGCACAACGUCUUGAUUGAAAAGGAUCUGGAAUUGGACUGAUAUAUAUAGGUGAUGCAAAUUUUAAUUUAUGCUGAAAUGGAACUUAUAAUAAUAAAAGAUGUCAGUGCUUUAUCAACCUAA
This is a messenger RNA of Drosophila takahashii, 1281 nucleotides long. RefSeq names its product outer mitochondrial transmembrane helix translocase. Gene Ontology annotation, biological process: extraction of mislocalized protein from mitochondrial outer membrane. Gene Ontology annotation, cellular component: mitochondrial outer membrane. Gene Ontology annotation, molecular function: ATP hydrolysis activity; ATP binding. The record is from RefSeq and is a predicted model, not a curated record. NCBI's taxonomy places the organism in Eukaryota, Metazoa, Arthropoda, Insecta, Diptera, Drosophilidae.